Molecule: messenger RNA, 2453 nt
Organism: Esox lucius (northern pike)
Lineage: Eukaryota; Metazoa; Chordata; Actinopteri; Esociformes; Esocidae
Gene: asphd1
Product: aspartate beta-hydroxylase domain containing 1
Exons: 6
Coding region: 96-1184 (362 amino acids)
Source: RefSeq, a predicted model, not a curated record
GAAAGAAAUGUACCAUGUUGGUCAGAUUGCAGCACACGAAGACAGAUACACAGUGAAGCGCAUCGAAAAAGACAGGCAGUGUUCAUCACUAUAGGAUGCACUGGCCCAUGGAGCUGCUUCCAUUGCCCCUCUAUGCUGAGCUGGGGGCCCAUCCUCUAAGUGGUCUCCUUUGGACCUUGCUACUCCUCUUCCUAUGGUACUGUUACAGGGUGGGCUCUGACCCUCCAGCACCAGGACGAGCCCACCCGGGGAAGCACAAGUCUAGUUCCAGGUGUUCUGUGACCCGCGCCAGUAGCUGUGCCAGAGCAGAGUGUGGUGCCACAUCAAAGGUGGACACCAGCGAUCGUGGGACUCCCUGCAUUAGCAUGGAGACAGGGGAGGAGGAAGAGCAGGGGCGAGGUUACCUGACCCCUGUGUUGAGUAAUGCCUUGUUUCCAGCACAGGCCACAGCUAGUGGCAGGAAGUUGUAUGCAGCACUUCAGGAGUAUGCCAAGCGCUACAGCUGGGCUGGUAUGGGACGCAUUCAUAAAGGACUCCGUGAUCAGGCAAAAUUAAAUGAUUGGUCUUCCAUCCAAAAGCCUCAUCUCUUCUACCUACCAGAUGUCCCCAGCAUUCCUUUUUUCCCACGUGAUGCACAUCGACAUGACAUUGAGGUUUUAGAGGCCAAUUAUCCUAUAAUCCUUGAAGAAUUUCAGACGGUUUACCAGAGAGGCAUUGACCCUAAAUUGGGCUGGACCGGCUUGGGACCUAAGGGCCAAGCCGUGUUCUCCUUGUACAGCGCAGGCGUUUGCAUAGCAGAGAACUGCCGUUCCUGUCCCUGCACCUACCGCACUCUUCUCUGCCUACGCACCUUCAUAAGUAGCAACUCCCUGGGGGCAGCCGGGUUCUGGCUGCUGGGGCCUGGGGCCACACUAGGGGGAGUGUAUGGCCCCACUAAUACACGACUACGUUGUCACCUUGGAGUGCAGACCCCACCUCAGUGUGAGCUGGUGGUGGGAGGAGAGCCUCAGUGUUGGUCGCAGGGACACUGCCUCCUGGUGGAUGACUCCUUCCUACACACGGUGUCCCAUAACGGUGUUCCAGAGGAUGGGCCACGAGUGAUUUUCAGUGUUGAUCUUUGGCAUCCAAAUGUAGCUGCAGCAGAAAGACAGGCCCUGGACUACAUUUUUUGCCCUGAACAAUGAACUACAACUUCCACUGUGCACACAUUCUAGUUCUGCUCCAUCUUUCUAUGAUAUGAGAUUCUAUCAUUGCCCAAUUCUAGGGAAAUCCCAAAUCCAUACUCGUCUGCUUCUCAAAACCCAUUCCACAUGAUCGUUAGAGGAGUUUCAAAGAGUAUUGAAAAGGAGAUUAUUGGAUACGUAAGGAAUAUGCAGUUUUCAUUCCCUUAGACUAGAGGACAAUCACUGUUUAAAUGAUCACAGCUUUUUGAUAGUUUACAUCAUCUAGCAUGAUACAAACAAAAGUCAUAUUUAUUUUUUUUGUAAUUUUUUUGGGUCAUACUGUAUUUGUUGGAUUUAUGUUAAGGGUUUUGUACAACAAACAUGCUUUGCACAAACGUGCUGAACUUCAGUCACACUACAAAUUAGUAAAUGUACCAUAAGUAACUGUUGAAACUGUGAUGAAAAAUGUGAAUUAACUCCUGUUUUAUUACUGGUGUUAUUCAUUAUUCAUUGUGCCUGAUGUUUAUUUGAGGUGAACCCCUUUUUGGACUCUGAUAGAAGUUUUUAAUUAUGUUUGACUUUUCUUUUAAUGGGCAUGCAAAUGCUAAAUGAUAUGGUACUGAAAAGCCUAAACAGAAAUUAUACUCUCAGAAAAAAAAGGUUUUAUUUAGAAUCCUUAAUGUUUUUUUUAUCUGUCCCUGUGUGUGUUAUAGUGUGCAAGAACAAAGAGUUCUUAAGAGUGUUUUCAGCCAAAUAAACCUUUUUUUAUGCAAUGUAGCAUUGAGGAUGCAUGUCUUGCACUGUAUGUGACUAUUUAUCAGUGUAAUAAAAGUAUCCAAAUAUGCUCUCAUUGAUUAUUUUAUUAAAGUUGAGUCAUUUAGAAGACUUGACAUGGGGGCAAUUAGAAAGGUUGAACACCAGACAGGCUGCAGCAUUCUGAAUGAAGAUUGAAGUUGCUAAACCUGUGCCACUUCUUAUGUGAGUAAAUGGCUUGAGUUACAUGUUAAUUGUAAAGUACCGGUAUUUUUAUAGAUUCAUACACUAGAACCUGUAAACAGUGUGAAAAAUAAUACAGUGUAAAUACAGAGCCAAAACUACUAAAAAAACAACUGCUUUUGAACGUGACUGUAUAAACAAAUGAGCAUACUUAACAAUAUGAUUUGAAGACCCCGAUGCAUUUUUGAAUAUAUUUAUCAUAUUGUACAAACAAGUUGAAUAAUUCAUAGCAGCUGUCACUGCUACAUCUAUAAAUAUGUCAGAAAUAGUUUCCCUGAAAAUCCUCUUCAGGGU